CAUGAGCACACAGCACGCACACCAGUUAAAUGAUUAACGACUUGAAAGGGGUUCACGUAUUUGUUAUGAAAUUGGUGGCAGAAUAACUUAUCAUAUGGUUCGUGAUUUGGCAAAUUUCAUCAAAGAAAAGAUUGCAGAUUUGUUAUCAUCUUCUACCUCCAUACCAUCUCAUCUCUGUCUUCGUUGUUCUCCCUUUUUCCUUGCGGCUGGUGGCAGCGUUCACGCCGGUGCUGUCGUCCUCGUCAUCAAAGUUUGAUUUGACAAUACCAUACCUGGGACGCUGCAACGGCCAACUCACCCUUCUCUAUUGCAAUUUUGGCUUCUGCGCUUCAGCAUUCUUCUUCUUCUGCGGCCUGCGAUUGCGACUUGCGACCCUUCUGCUAGCGACUGCAAGGUGUUCCUCUCCUGUGACAGAGAGAGAGAGAGAGAUGGGUUCUUCCCCUUCACCGGACAUAUACAUCCCAAAGCAAUGGUCGGAGGCUGCAGAUGCCAUUUUGUACAGUUCAAUGCCCCCUAUAGCUUUUAUAUGCGGUGCCAAGAAUUGUGGGAAGACAACUUUCUCCCGCCAUCUCCUAAAUGUCCUCUUGCCCACAUACAAGAAAGUAGCUUAUUUUGAUACUGAUGUUGGGCAACCAGAGUUUACUCCUCCUGGUUGUCUAUCACUAACCGUUGUUGACAAAGUAACUCCAGGUAGGGCAAUCGUAAUGAAUCCCUAUCAUAAUUUUUACAUAAAAAAAAUUAUUUUAUAUUUAUUCCAGAGUUAUUUAUGUUUCUUUCUUUCAUCUUUUUUUGUAACUAUUUUAGAUUUGACAAUUCCGUGCCUGAAAACACCAGAAAGGUGCCUUUUCUUUGGUGAUGUUUCUUCUAAGAGAGAUCCAUCAGCAUACUUAAAUUACGUGUUUGCUAUAUAUGAUUAUUACCGAAAGAAGUAUUGCACCCUUGAUAAGGGAGAAAAUCCAAUUAGGAUUGAGUUGCCUCUUAUUGUGAAUACUCCUGGCUGGGUGAAAGGUGUUGGUUAUGAUGUAUUAGUGGACAUGUUGAAAUAUAUUCGUCCAACAAAUGUAGUUAAGAUAAGCAUAUCCACUGAAAGUAAGAAUUUACCUGCUGGUGAAUUCUGGUUAGAUGGGGAACAUGAAGGAACAGUUAACUUAAUUGAGAUAAAUUCAGCUCGUCAAGACUCAUUAAAUAGAUCGGUGCUUGUUCAGAAGGAUGCAUGUCUCCUGCGUGAUUUACGAAUAAUGGCUUAUUUCAGACAAUGCUUUUCUAGUGAUUCAAAUAUUUCUACAAUCAAGGAACUUGCACACUCUUUGGCCUCUCAUUGUCCUUAUGAAGUUCCAAUUACAAGCAUAAAGAUUCAACAUCUUCAUUGUGAGGUCCCAAGCUCUGAAAUAUUCUACAGUUUGAAUGCUAGCAUUGUUGGCUUAGCAGUUGAUUCAGAAGGACCUGGAAAUUUACCUUGGUGUCUUGGUCUUGGGAUUGUGAGGGGCAUUGACACAGUCAAACGUGUGCUCUAUGUGAUUACACCUGUGCCGCAUAGUUCUCUGGAAAAAGUCAACCUUUUGCUACAGGGUUAUAUCCAAAUUCCUACUUGUUUAUUGCAGGUCCAGGGAUGUGUAUCACCUUACAUUUCAGCAAAUGCUUUGACUUGAAGCUAGUUAUUUUCUUGAGUUGGGAAAGACGACCAUUAUAGUAGUAGCCAACUCCAUAUAGUUAUUAUAGGUGCUUUCUUUCAAUGUUAGAAGCACAUGGAUUUCAAUUUAGAUAUUCUUCAGAGUAUAUGUAUAUAUUUUUUCUAUUAUGAAACUCUAACAAAA
Gastrolobium bilobum is the source of this 1814-nucleotide messenger RNA. Its product is annotated as polynucleotide 5'-hydroxyl-kinase NOL9-like. The coding region runs from base 429 to 1649 and encodes 406 amino acids. Gene Ontology annotation, molecular function: polynucleotide 5'-hydroxyl-kinase activity. Gene Ontology annotation, cellular component: nucleus. The record is from RefSeq and is a predicted model, not a curated record. Gene Ontology annotation, biological process: cleavage in ITS2 between 5.8S rRNA and LSU-rRNA of tricistronic rRNA transcript (SSU-rRNA, 5.8S rRNA, LSU-rRNA). NCBI's taxonomy places the organism in Eukaryota, Viridiplantae, Streptophyta, Magnoliopsida, Fabales, Fabaceae. The transcript has 9 exons.